Messenger RNA from Durusdinium trenchii, 1970 nucleotides. NCBI's taxonomy places the organism in Eukaryota, Dinophyceae, Suessiales, Symbiodiniaceae. The record is from the annotation of a GenBank genome assembly.
GGAGCGGUCGGUCGCCGGGUGUUUUUGGGUCAAUUUUCCAUAAUUUUCCGGCAUUUCUCGCCUUGGCAGAGCAUUUGGGGUUCGAGUCUCAUGGCGCGCAGCGGCUGCGCUGAGCUGCGGGGACCGCGAAAUGUGAUGACAACAGAUUGGCGAAGCAGGCAGGGCUGCCAGGAGCCCAAUGGAGCAUGGGCGAAAAGAAGUUCAAGGAGAUGUCAUGUCCGCCUGCACGGUGCAAAUCACCUCCUAUGGCCGCUCGAAUCGUUGGCAAGAGGCCUGUCGCUUCUUCCAAGAGAUGCCAAGCAAAAGCCUUGAGCCAAACACCAUCAGUUUCAAUGCCAUGUUGAGCGCCUGCAGAAACCGUUGGCAGACCGCCGUUGGCGCGGUUUUUCAAGAGAUGUCAAGUGAGAGGGGUCAUCAGCUGGAUGUCAUCAGCUUCAGCAGUGCCAUUUCAUCCGAGAUGGGUCAUACCUGGCAGUCAACGCUCGAAGUGCUUGUCACCAUGAGAUUUGCAAGUGUUCUGCCCAAUGUAUUUAGCUGUAGCGCAGCGAUGAGUUCAUUAGAGAAAGGCAACCAGUGGCAGCUUUCACUGACCAUGUUGGACAGCAUGGGCCUCCAGACGAUCCAAGCAAACACCGUCACUUUCAAUGCAGCAAUCAGCUCCUGCGAACAGGGGCACUGGCGUGAAACGUUGGUUCUAUUGGAGAAGAUGCAUUUGAGAAGCAUAGAGAAGGAUGUUGUAAGCUUCAGUGCAGCCAUCAGUUCUUGUGAGAAGGCCGGGCAAUGGCAAUGUGCCUUGAGUUUGCUUGAAGCUAUGCCCCGGAUAAGAAUACAUCCAAAUAUCAUCAGCUUUAGUGCCACUAUGAGUGCUUGCGCAGGUGCCAACCAAUUGGAAGCAGCACUCCGCUUGUUUCAAAUCUUGGCCGUGAAGAAGCUCCAACCCAAUGUCAUAACCUUUGGUGCGGUCAUCAAUGCAUGUGAGAAGGCUGGGCAAUGGCAAUUGGCCUUGAGCUUUCUUUCUGCUAUGUCCCAGACACGUGUGCGUCGGAAUGAAUUCAUUUACAACUCAGCCAUCAGUUCCUGUGAGAAGGGCGGGCACUGGCAGAUGGCUCUGGGCCUUUUCACCAUGAUUACUGAGAAAUCCCUUCAACCAGAUGUGAUCAGCUACAACGCGGUCAUCAGCACUUGCGAACUGACAGGUCACUGGUGCUUGGCCCUCCGACUGCUGCAGACCGCGGGACUCGUGACGACCGUCACGGCGGGUGCAGCACUGAGCGCCACGGUGCGGCGUGGAGAAUGGUCCUUGGCCGGGCAGUUGUUGGACGCCUUGGUGUUCGAGCACCGAGUGGACAUCUCCAGGGUUUGUUGGAAUGUGGCGCUGAGUUCCUGUGAGAAGGGGCACGGCUGGCAUCAUGCCUUGCAGAUCUUGGACACCUUGGACCAAGAUUCAACGGGACCCGAUCUCAUCAGCUACAACGCAGCUAUUGCGUCCUGCGAAAGCGUGAUGCGUGCUUGGCCGCAUGUGCUUGGCUUAUUCCAUCAAAUGUCGAUCUCAGAAGUCCAGCCGGACGUUCUCACUCACAGCUCCGUGAUCACGUCCUUCGUCGAGCGCGCGAGCGAGAGCAGACGCGGAUCACGUCCUCCGCUUCAAAGCGUGCGGAGAAGUCUCGAGGCGAUGGAGACGAAGGCGACCCAGCAACUCUUGAAGGCGUCACGAGGUCCUCCAGCCUGCAGUCCCUCACUGACAUGGAAGUGUUGAGCUUGCCAUUUGUUCUGUGGGUGGCACCCCCUCGUUACAAGGGUCAUUUUGUAGGGGACCAUGCCAUCCACUUCCAUGGCAGACACGGGAUGUCCGCCAAUCACGGCGAGUCGCCUUGCUUGACGGAUCCACUUGUUUCAAAAAGCGCCAUGGGACUUGAAUGGCAAGAAUGAUGAAUCUGGACGAGACUUUUGAUGCGUUGUACGUUGUGAAG